AUGACGGUCGCACUCCCUUUCUCCCGGCCCUUGGCCAACCAGCUGUUGGCCAGAUCUGCUCGAUCCCUCACGCGACCUGUAUCGACCAACCCUCUUCUACGCGUAACCUGCAAUUGCAGGCCCAACGACGACCCUUUGAGCUCCCGAUAUAAGCUUGCGAAGCUUGCAUCAUCCCUCCAGCAAGCUAGAGCAUACGCGACAGCGUCUACUAAGCCUGCAAGCCGGCCAAAACAACAUACAGGCCGGACAUCCGCCAAACGCACCACAUCAACGACCCAAAAGGCCACUUCAACCAAGAAACCAUCUAGCAGGAAAGCCAAAAAAACAGCAACUAAGGCAAAACCGAAAGUUAGAAAGCCUCCCAGCAAAACCACUCUCCUGAAGAAAGCGCGUCAAGAGCAAGCGGAUCUCAGAGCAGCAGCGCUGUUGGAAGAGCCUAAACAACUUCCUUCAACACCCCACCGCCUCAUAUUCUCAGAAGAGACCAAGAAGAGUGGAGGACAGGUCAAGGCUGCGGCUACGGCGGCAGCUGAGAGGUUUAGGAACCUGUCACUAGAAGAGCGUGAGCGAUACAACCACGAAGCCACCGAGAACAAAGCCAAGAAUGAACGCGCCUACAAACAAUGGGUUCAAACCCAUUCGCCCCUGGAGAUCAGAUUGGCGAACAAUGCUCGACGCCAAUUGACGAAAAAGGCCAAGGCAGCUGGCAAGAAGAAGCAGUACAAGCCCAUUCAAGACGACCGCAGUGUCCGUCGUCCUAGGAAUGCCUAUGCCUUUUUCUUCAAAGAAAGGAAUGACUCGGGCGACCUUCGGGGUAUGACGGUGGGUGAACGCGGCAAAUUGAUAGGACAAGAGUGGAAGAAUUUAUCCUCAUCGGAAAAGAAGACUUACGAAGAUCAAGCUCAAGCCGACAAAGACCGCUAUUUGGAGGAAUAUAAGACUGUCUAUGGCGAAGAACCUUCGUUCACCAAGAGGAAGACUGGUUAG
This is a messenger RNA of Fonsecaea nubica, 987 nucleotides long. RefSeq lists its product as hypothetical. NCBI's taxonomy places the organism in Eukaryota, Fungi, Ascomycota, Eurotiomycetes, Chaetothyriales, Herpotrichiellaceae. The transcript has 3 exons. The record is from RefSeq and is a predicted model, not a curated record. Bases 1 to 987 code for a protein of 328 amino acids.